AUGCAGUUCCUUGAACAAAACCCUUUGCUUUCCGAUUCUCAGCAUGGAUUCCGAAAAGGCAGAUCCUGUGUGACAAACCUGCUCUACUGUCUGGAACACUGGACUAGGGCUGUUGAUAGAGGAGAUAUGGUGCAUGCCAUCUAUAUCGACUUUAAAAAGGCCUUCGAUAGUGUGCCUCACCACCGCCUUCUAUACAAACUUAGCCGUGCAGGAGUGCGGGGUAAGCUUCUGAUGUGGAUUCGGAGCUUUUUAAUCGGCCGCUCUCAAGCCGUCCACGUCGGUGACCAACAAUCUGCCGAGGUUGCCGUUAAGAGUGGUGUUCCCCAAGGCUCUGUUCUUGGCCCUACGCUGUUCCUCGUAUACGUCAAUGACUGCGCAAACGAACUGAAUUGCGAUAUUGCAAUGUUUGCCGAUGACAUAAAGAUGUGGAGUACCAUACGAAGCGAAGUUGACGAGGCGCGACUGCAGACAAGUCUGGACCACCUCGAGCAAUGGUCGAAAGACUGGCUUCUACCGUUCAACGUAAACAAGUGUACUUUCCUACGCGUCGGCAGAACCAGUUCUCCUAACCACACGGUCUACCGUCUGACUGGCAAACCACUGCAAGAUGUCGACGCCCAGAAGGACUUGGGUGUAUGGAUCACAACCUCGCUUAAGCCUUCGCUGCAAUGUUCAAAGGUGGCCAAGUCGGCGAUGUCCAUGCUAUACCUUGUCAAACGGGCGUUCUCCUCCUUCGAUGAAGACUGCUUCGCUAAGGUCUUUCAAACUUUUGUGCGACCGCAUCUGGAGUUUGCUAUCCAAGCAUGGCGACCCUGGACCGCUAAAGACUUGGGCAUACUCGAAAAAGUUCAACGGCGAGCAACGAAACUUGUAUCUGGGCAGUGGUUACCCCUACGAAACGCGAUUAGCUAA
Messenger RNA from Spirometra erinaceieuropaei, 912 nucleotides. NCBI's taxonomy places the organism in Eukaryota, Metazoa, Platyhelminthes, Cestoda, Diphyllobothriidea, Diphyllobothriidae. The record is from the annotation of a GenBank genome assembly.